CUCUUACCCUUCGGAGGGGUUCAGUCAUCUCGCGCCAGCCGAGCCACGCGCACUCGCUUGUUUUACGUUCUGGGCUCGGUGAAAGAUUCUCUCUCUGCUUCGGACGCCUCUACGUUCUCACGCGUUCUCUCUCGACCACGGAUCGUCCGACGUCGUUCUAAUAACCCCGUGAAAAACGGGGGUUGAACCGUCGAUUUAGCAGCGGACCGCGCGCGGUCUCGCGGGAUCGUGCCAGCGUCUCCUCUUUUUUUUUCCUUCUCCCUCGGAUCGAGUCGGAGUCAGGAUCGCCUUGGCCUAUCAGCCCGGUCAGUGGACAGCUAGACACACGGAACCAGACCGCCUCCUCCGGACGGAAGCCACGGAACACCCCCACUUCUUCUUCUGGUCAACCUAAGCCUCCCCCACCAAGCAGCCGGAGUGGAGUGUUCCGCGGUGUAGAGUGGAAGGCACACCGGGUAGCGAGUUUCACGGGUGGAGAACCCGCGGAUACGUCGCGAUCAACCCCCCAGAAGAAUCGCCGGUAAGGUGGAGGACGUUUUUCCAUCGUUUCGAGUUGUUUGAACGCGCUGCUUUCGACGCGAAACGUUUUCCCCCUCGUACGUUUCUGCGUCUUAUCGUGAUCUCGCUCGUUUCGUCCGGUGGACGCGCGCAUACCCCACCCUCUGCGGACCAUUGCCACCACCAGUUGGCAAACAAACCCUCUCCCCACCCCCUCGGGCGUGAGUAGAGAGAGCCGAGCUAGGGAAGAGAGGACAGUGGCAUCAUCGCGCGCCGCCAAUUCUCGACUUCUCUUCGUGAAUUCGCGCUGGUACCGGGGACUUCCGGUUCCACGGCGUCGUCGAAGGGUCGCCGGAGUCGUCGUUCGUGUUGCGUCGAAUUAAGUGAUCCGUUUCGUGGAUGUCCAUCGGAUGACAGUGCAACUUGUUGGGGGAAAAAGAGAAAGAAAAAAACAACAGGGCCAGUGCUUUUUUUCUCUUCGUGGACGGUGUGCAAAUAUACGAUCGAUGUGACAAGUUUUUCGUGACCAGUGUGACUCGAGGGAAUAGAUUACCGGAGACAAGCUUGGUGAUCGAUACCUGGCUCGCAACCUCAGUCGGUUCGAACUGAUCGGUGUUAACGCGAUGCCAAAGUGAUACACUCCGCCACACGAAACUUUAGACAGAGCCACCGUACUAUACGAGUGAGUGAUGAGACACGGCGACGACACGCGAUCGGGUGAAGUUUCCCUCUUCGUGUAGGAAAAUCGACGUAAGGAAGUUACGACCAACGACUAUAGUCAGACCCAUCCACCUUUCAUUGAAUUCCGGGAUCUCAUCGCCGGGAGAGCGCUACUAUGUUCACCAAACGAGAGACAAGAAGCGGAGGAAACGGAGAUACUCGUUGAGAAAGGGAGAAAUAGAGAGAGAGAGAAAGAGAGAGAAGUCGAGGCCAAUGUGUUUCUUCCUUUUCUGGUAGCUCGUUCGACAAACCAAUAUCCGACCCGUCUGUACUUUGAAUCGGGCAAUGUAUCUCAGAGACGAAGGUGUCGCGAGGAAUUUACUAGAAAGUAAAAAGAAUGCAUUGAAGAGCCGGCCGAGUGAGGAGAUUCGAGAUGUCCGCCGUAACCAGCCCGUAUGGCCCCACGGAGAGUCGAGUGUGAGCUAAGAUUCCUCGCUUUUCCCGGGUCGAAGGACCCGGAGUCUGCACCUGCCUCGGUGUCUGAUGCCCCGGUUCCUUUCUCAUCAGCGGAGAUGCUUUCCGACUCGGUGUACAACUACGCGACGACCCGGCGGGGGACCGCCGAUCAGGACAGCGACUCCCAGUACGAGGGCCAGGCCCAGCUGCAGAUCACGAGCAUCCAAAAGCCGCGUAACAAACGCAAGAACUUCAAGCCGAUAAGCAGCCGGAUGGUGGAAGUGUCCGAUGAAUCUGAAAAGGAGGACGAUGAGUUGGAAGCGUUGGAGGAGAGUUCCAGUGAGAUAUUGGAAUACGAGAGGAAGACGAUGCUGUUGCCAGCGGAGGAUAGAUCGAAGCAAAGGCUGAACAACAACGAGGUCAGCCCCAUGGAUCUGUCCGUUGCCACCAGGCCACCAUCUUCCGAGGCUGACGAUGACAGUGGGGAUUCACUUAGGCAUAAGUUCAUCCUGGAACAGCUCAGAUCUCAGAAACUUUACUCCCCUGGUACUGAGGCCAGGAGUCCGAACUCAGAAUCGUCGGAGAAAAGUGGAAGCGGCGUUUUGGAUACCGAAUCGGGACGAUUGGACGAUACGCCGUUCGAGGAUGAUCGAGGGCAGGAUGGUGACGGUGAGACCGAGUGCGAGGAGAGGAAACCCUUCGAAGGAAUGAGGGAGUACGCUGAAUCGACUAUGCAGGAGUUGUUGGCGAUCUACGGGCUGGCGGGAGGAGAAUUGGCCAAGUCAGUGAGCAGACAGCUACCGCCGACCUUUCUGAACCCUCCGACUGGUCAUCAGCCUCACGGGAAGGUGAAAGUGAAAGAGGAAAAGGAUGCAUCGUCAAUGGCGCCGGGAAGUCCUCCGACGCCUCCGCACACCCCCCAAAGCCCACCGCGACACAAUCCACCCCCUAGCAACCUGUCUCAAUCCUGUCAGACUUCGAAUGCCAAUUCACCAAACUUACAACAGCAACAGCAGCAGCAUCAGCAACAAGAAUCGAAUCAACAACAGCAACAGCAGCAUCAAUCGCUUCACGCGAUGGCUAACACACCCCUCAGCCAGAUCUUAGUGCAGAAUCCGGCAGUUGCUCAACUAUUGCAACAAAAUCCAGCGAUUCUGUCGCAGAAUCCGCAAUUGGCGCAGUUGUUGCAGCAAAAUCUUCAAGUUCAGAUCGGCAGCGUCCUUUUCCAGAACGUCAGGAGGGAGGAACCUGAAGAGCCGAGGGUACCGCCGACAAUAGCGAGCCUGGCGGCGAUGAAGGUGGAGGCAGCUGACCCGAAGGUUUCCGCAUUGUUGAGACAAAGCAUGUCUCCGGUUGCGGACACCUUGAUCGGUAGCUCGAAAAGCUCUGUGUCACAACCGAUAAUCGAUUACUCCCGAUACGUGAGGCGGUACACGUCGGGUCAAGAAUGCGGUAGCUCGUAUUGUAAGGAGCUCGGUUGCCGAGAGCAUUUUCACUGUCUGGACUGCAGUGGUAGGGUCUUUGUGAAAAAGGAGGAAAUGAUCAGGCAUUUCAAGUGGCACAAAAAGAGGGACGAAUCUUUGCAGCACGGGUUCAUGAGGUAUUCGCCGACGGAUGAUUGCUCGGAGAGGCAUCCGGGUCGUGCUUGCCCCCACAAUAGAAAACAGACACACUACCACUGUAUCCAUGAAAAUUGCGAUAAGGUUUACAUAUCGACAUCGGACGUGCAGAUGCACGCCAACUACCAUCGCAAGGACUCGGCUAUCAUACAAGAAGGUUUCCAGAGAUUUCGCGCUACCGAGAGCUGUGCUACCGAUCACUGUCCCUUCGUUGGCCAGCGGACCACGCACUUCCAUUGUCGCCGACCAGGUUGCCGGUUCACCUUCAAGAACAAGGCUGACAUGGACAAGCACAAAUCGUACCACAUCAAAGACGAGCAAUUAUCCCGCGACGGGUUCAAGAAAUUCAUGAAGUCCGAGGCGUGUCCCUUCGAGCAAUGUCGUUUCUCACGCGUCUGCAAUCACAUCCAUUGCAUACGACCUCAUUGCAGCUACGUUCUCCAUUCAUCCGGUCAGCUGUUUUCUCAUAAACGAAAACACGAGCGUCAUGAAACGGAAUUGGCUUACAGAAAGUACAAGCAGAUCAAUGCUGUUGGCGGUAUUCGACCGCCAGGAUCAUGGCCACCGGAUGAUCUCAGCACGCAGAGUCUCUCCUUGAGUCUUAAUGGCGAAAGCUCGAACGAGGAUAGAGGCUCGCCGUCGUAUUAUUCUUUGGAUGAUUCCUUUCAGAGUGGUAGCGACCUAGCGAUGGAUCUCACCGCGCCAACAACCACGGUCACUGCUAGUGGAAGUUCCACAGUGACUGUGGAUCAUCAGCAUCAGCAGCAGCAACAGAGUCAGCAGCUUACUGCCACAGAACUUGCGUAUCUGGUACCUGCGACAGUCGACUGUCCCUGUCACAUAGGCAGGGAGCAUCAUCACUGCGGAUUAGAUCGCUGUGGUACAGCUCUGAAGGAUCCUCGCGAAGUCAGGGAACAUUUGAGAGAGCACGAGACUCAAGAGCGCAUCACCGAUGCCUUCUUCGAGGAAGGUGGCUGCGACGACAGUUGUCCGUAUGCCGAUAAGGAGAAACAUUAUCAUUGUAAUUGGGAGAACUGUCGCGAAGUAAUCCUUUCGACUGACAAACCCUUCCGUCGACUGCAACAUUAUAAGAUUCAUGAAUAUAGUCGACAGUUAAAUCUCUCUUGUUCUUCUCACGCUCUAUCCUCUGAUGUUACGUUAACGCACUUGACUAAUAUCGACGCGAUGUUCAGGCGGAAGAGAGGCAGGCCUCCAAAAAAUAGGGUUAUCGAAAUUUGGUCCGGCGGUGACCCAGCUACUCAUACUCACGACUCUCCACAAGCGAUCUUCACCAGUUUCAAGCUACCCAAACCUCAGACACCUAGUCUGACACCCAAUCCUAUGAUCGAAGAGAGAGAAGGAAGUAUCUCACCUUCGAACAGUCUCGGCGAACCAGAAGGAUUCUCCACCUACAACCCAGACGGUUGUCCAGAUCCGGCUUGUGUUCUCAGAUCAACGAGACACCAUCACUGCUCGCAGCUGAGGUGUCAUUUCUCCACCGAUAGACCCGACCAGCUACUGAUGCAUAGCAAAGACUUUCACGAUAACGUCGACAUACCGCCCGGCUUUGCCUUCUUCGAUAAGAUGGUAGAUUGUCGACUGGCUGGCUGUCACAGUAAUCGCGUUAAUCGGCAUUUUCACUGUACCAGGCCGAACUGCGGCUACUCCUUCGUCAGAUACUCGACGAUGGCGAUGCACGAGAAACAGCACAGUAGUCACGACGAUCGACCUGAAUGCUCGUCGAACCAAGAAUGUCAGACGCAAAUUCAACCUAUGGUUCAAGAAACGAAGCCGAGGAUUCAAGUAAAGAAUCCGGCUGAAUUAAUCGAAAAACCUGAGGAAAGCUUGGCCAACGACAUGGAGAACAGAUCAAUUAUGGACGAAAAGGAAUCGGAGAUCCCCAGCCCAGAUGUUAAUAAGACCACCGUGGUGAGGGCGGCUGGCACCUAUUAUCCGGUCAGUGGACCGCCGAGUGAACCCGCACUUCCGGGCGUCGUGCUAUCCAUGCGAACUUCCGUGCACCAAGAGUCGCCGGUUCUUCCAUCCACGUCUUCAGCGUCGCCGCAUACCCUGUAUGGACCAGAGCAGAGCUGUAGCAGGCCUUUCUGCAAAUUAAAACGCAAAAACCAUUAUCACUGUAACGCCUGUAAUCAAGCAUUCUCCGAACUGGACCGACUAGUGGCACACAUAGCGAAACAUUCUACAGGCGCCAUUCUCAGUCAACAGCAGCACGAUCUAACCAGUCAGGCGCCUAGUCAAAUGCAACACGACUAUCUGACGCAAUUAUCGCAGAAGCACGACUUUAUGGCGCAGAACGCUCAAAUGGCUCAGAAUAUUCAGAAUUUCCAGAAUCAAAUGCAACGUCAGAUGCAGCAGACUCUGGGUCAAAUUAGCCAACAGACCCAAGUGAAAGAGGUGAAAAUCGAGCCAACGAGAUGUGGCUCGGACGUGGGAGUUCAGAACGUUCCCAACGUUAAGAGAGAACCGAGUGAAGUAUCGAGGGACGAUGGAAACAAUUCGGUGAUGGAUAACAACGAGAAUGGCCAGUUGUCUCAGCCGAGUAUGCCAACCAGUGUCCAACAAUCCCCGGUUCCCACCAGCUUCGAACUCGACCUUAGCCACGGAUUCCAUUUUCCUAACCCUGCUGUAAUGGCUGCUAUGAAUCAACAGAUAGCCCUGAUGAACCAAGCCCUGCCACCUUUCCUGCAGCAUGGCGGCAUGUACACUGGUGGACCAGGGCUGAUGUUUGCUCCAGGUUUACCUCCGACCAAUUUUCUACCUCCAACCAGAGAUGAAAAUCCUUUGGCCUCGUUAGCUGCGAAUCUUAAUCUCAACAAGAGAUCCCUGUCUCCACCUGAUAGCAAUUCUCCGGAGGCGAAGAAGCAGAGGCUUCAUCAUUCCAUGCGGAUGCUGAAGGACGAGCCUGUACCGGAGGGAUACGUCAGGUUCAGAUUCAACGAAGACUGUAGGUACCCGCACUGCGGCUACAGAGAGCACCAGACACAUUUCCAUUGCAUGCGUCAAGACUGUGGCUACUCGUUCUGCGACAAAACGCGUUUCGUUCAGCACACGGCGAGACACGAGCGUCUCGACACUCUAAUGGGCGGUGAUUUCCAACAAUAUAGAGCCAAUGUUCCCUGUGGAAGAGCACAGUGUGCCUACACCUCUUCGUUAGGCUCGAUGCAGAACAAGGCUUCGCACUUUCACUGUUUGAAAUGCGAUUUCGUCUGCACAGAUACGAACAAAGUGGUCGCUCACAGGCGACAGCAUGCGAAAUUGGACAGUAUCGCGGCGGCCGGUUUUCAGAAAUUCACGCCGAGUCAGCCUUGCGGUGGUGUCCAAUGUCAGCAUUCCGGUAAACAGACACACUACCACUGUCUUCAGUGUCAGUACGCUGUUCUGGGCCUAGCGCAGAUGUCUGCUCACAAGUAUCGACACAUGGAUACAUAACGACGAUCACCGGAGCUGCCACUCGUUGGAGAAGACUCAAGAAAGACAAUUCUCUGGUCCCCGGUAGACAUUCCUUGAAGAGUCCAGGCCCGAAGCCGAAGAAAGAGUAAGGAAGCAGCGGGGGGCUGGAUCCAGCCGACAAAUUCGGAUCUCGCUGAUGAAAUCUGAUUACAAGAGGACCGAGGGAGGAGUAAACUAAAAAAGACAAUUUCAUGCACCCUGUAGACAUUCCCUGCAGAAUUUCGCUCGCGAUUGUCCAUGCCCGAUACGCACAACGCGUAUGUACGUUUGUUCGUCGAGGCUGGAUGAUUAGGAGCAGACCCCGACCGCGGCCUAGUCAUUAAUCUUCAGCCGUUCUAUCGACCAGGAGAAAUCGAUAGCUCUUGGCGGCGUGUGUGUCUUCUCGUUCGGAUCGAAACAGCAUAUGUAUAUAUACAUAUAUAUAUAUAUAUAUAUACAUAUAUAUCGGUCGAUGCAUCGAAUGGAACUGUUCAGUCAAACUCGAUGACUUCGUACUUACCAGAGGAGAUAUUUAUUAACUGAAUGACGAUCAUUUUUUUUUUUUAAUAUUUUCACGAUCCUUCUCGAAUCGUCUCGGCGAUGGGCGAAGAAGUGGAGAAGAAUUUUUGAAGAAUUUUGAAUGAAUUUCGUGUCACAGAAUGAUUUCGUGAUGAAAGAGAUCUAUGGAACGACGGAAGAAACCUGGCAUAGAACCGUAGACAAUAAACAUGAACGACAAGUCUAUCUUAUAGCUUUAGAUCGCGAGGAUAAAAGACAAACUAUAAUAUUUAAAAUAGAAAAAGACCUUGUACAUUUCGUUUUCCUUCUUUGUUUUCCUCAUAUUUUUUUUUUUUUUUUUUUUCUAGUAUCGCUCGCGUACCCUCCGCGAAAUUAGUCGUCACGACGAUUUAGCUCCUAGAAUAUAGAUAGUUAAUAUAUGUAAAGAACUGAUACGCGAGAGAGAAAAAGCUCGAAUCUCUUUGCAGAGAACUUAUUAAUGAAAUUUACUGAAACUCGAGUCCAGGAUUAUAUAGUUCAGACUGUUGUUUUUCUAUGUAAAUGAUCACCGGCAAGAAAGGCGAGUUAAAAAGACAAGAACAUUGUGUCUAGUCCAUCGCGUCAUUGAUGAUCGUUGCUAAUUAAUGCCGAAGAAUUUUCCAAAAAUUCACGGUAAUUGGUAAAAUGAAAACAUAUAGCAAAGAGAUCGUUCGUCAAUGAUGCAAUGAUUUUUCUACGAUUGUUCACAGUUUUCCUUUUUUUUUUCUUUUUUCUUUUAAUAAGAACUCACAGUUGUUUCCUUAGUUCCUCUUUUAUGUCGACAAAGGAACUUGCAUAGCCGAAAUGGUAGCGACUCGUACUAAAGAUUAUACGCUUUCUCGGGACACGUGCCACGACUAGGAGGGUAUGCGUUUCUCAUUAAUCGUAUUACGAACAGUAUUGAUAAAAAAAGGAUAUAAAGUAAUAAAAAAAAAAGAAAAAACUGCAAGAAAACUGAGAGUUAAUAAAAAGACUGCCAGCCAAGACGAGACAGGGCGAACACAGAUCAAGGAUGAUUCAGUGACUCUUGUUCGCUUUUCAGGCAACCGUUGCUUGUUGUAAUUUUAAAGGAGUUUUAAAAGAGAAGCAUGUACGAAAGGUAUACUUUAAAAUGCGAAUGCUCGAAAUAGAAGAUCGGCUGGUGUGCGUUUUAGAUGCGGUGCGUAUCGGAAACGAUAGGAAUUCUCGCGUUCCUGUUCCCAGGGGAUACUCAGCAAUGUUACGAUAUCAUUAAUUUGGUAAAGAAGUAGGAUUUCUACUGGAAAAAUAUUUUCAUUCGUCUCAAUAUCGGAGCGAUCGUAUGCAGCAAAUUUGAGUAGAAAGAGCUUUUCCAUUUUCCGAAAUAUCAAUUAAAGAAGCUUCGUCUCUCUAAAAGUUUAUCCUUUUAAAGUUGCCAAACAUCACAGUAUGCGUUUAUCUAUUAAUUUAAAAAAUUAAUAUUUUAUAAUUUUAUUAUUCUCUUUAAUAUCCUAUAAGAUACCAAUUUUAACAAUUCCUAUGCAAAUUUUCCACUUUAUUUAUCGUAUCGUUGGAGCUUCCUCCCCUGUUAAAAAAAAAGACGAUCGACGAGUAACACGACGGACCUAAAGAAGACAGUGAAUUGCGUAUUUUCUCGAGGAAUACGAUCAACUAUGUAGCUUUUAGAGUGUGCAUAAUCCCACCGGGAUGAAAUGUAAGCGUGCGAGCGUUGGAUGAUGACGCGCUAGGGUGCCUUUAGAGUUUUCCCCGAACUUGUAGGACCGUGCCUUAGCAACAAUGACCGAUUAUUUACACAAAUUCUUUUAAUACGAACGAUAAUGAAAAGAAUAAGAAAAAAAAGACACACUGCAACGAUGUGAAACACGAUCGUAGGAAGUUAGUGCCUUAAAGAAGCGCGUCGAAAUACAAGAAAAACAAAAAAAAAAAAGAAAAAAGAAAAGAAAGAAAGAAAAUGAAAACUCAGUCGCCAAGAAUUAUCCUGUCAUUAUUUUAUAAACAAUAUCGGAGAUAAUAUUAGUUUGUUUGGAAUUUUAUACACCAAUAGAAAUUUUAGAUGCUUGUAUAUGCGAUUAAAGGAGUUAGAAACUUUGCGACUGAUAAGGAUUCUUCGUUUUUUAGACACUUUUUUCCACGUGUCGUGAGUCGAGAGUCACGAAGACGAGAAUUUAGCUCGUCAUUUUGGAGACCCGCUUUUUGUAAAUUUCGUUUGAAGAUUUUUCAAUUCCACACUUUUACAAUUCAAGCGAUUGAAAAUUCCUAACAUUCGAAAGGUUCUAUCAUAAAAGACAGUCGUUCGUUUACAAAAGAAUUCGAGCAGGCUUUUUUAAAACCUUUUACUGCUACAGAAAACUGCUUCUCUCGCGUAUUUUAACAAUUCAUACGCCGUAGUUCGUGUUAAAAAUGAAAUUUUAAGAAGUACGAAGAGAAUCCUAAAAAUUCUUCUAUACGUUUUAACGAUAUUCUUAAUAAUUUAUAUGGAACGUCGAAUUCCAAGAACAAUCAGGAGAAUUUUGAAAAUUCUUACAUUGUUACAGCAACGAUUCUCCCACGUUUAUUAUUCUCAAUAAUUUGUAUCAACCAUCAAACUUUCACGAUGUUCAAGAACAAAAAGCGGGUGCUCAGCGAUCCAGGACGAGCCUUCCCAAACUCAACCCCAAUCUUUUCCCCUAUUAGUCUCUACUAGUAUAUCAUUCCACUAGCAAGGUUACGCGUGUCAACGAAGUCGAUUAGUCAUAAAACGGUCCCCGUCCUCUCGCGAUCGAGCAAAAAUCGCGCCAAACUUCGCGACCUCGAUCUCUCGCUGUUUUAUCUCGGUAAUCGCGAGAUUGUUCAAACUAUUCGCGAGAGAUCUCACGAAUUGUACGUGUCGAAGCUUCGAGGAGAAGCGGAGGAUCGUGGAUAAGCUGCUUGAGAGCCGAGCCAUUAUUAAACGAGUGCCAUAAACGAUGUAGAGUCUCUCUCUCGAGCGCCUGUCGCUUUCAAUUCCUCUUUCGCGCGCGAUAGAAACGCGCGAAGAACGACGAAGAACCUGAACCGAAGCUGUAAAAUAUUUAUUGUAAAUCGCGAUACGAGCGCGUUUUGUGGUCUGGCGAGGACCGAAGUCGGCGAGAUCGCGAGAGGAUCGAGCGUUCAGAGGGUGAACCAACCUCGAUGGAUCAUCGCGAGAGACUUGGAAAGAAAUAAAGAGAGAGAGAGAGAGAGAGAGAGAGAACGAAAGAGAGAGAGAGUGUAUGUUUGGUGUAGCGACGAUGAACUGAGGUUGCCUUAUAACUAUCGAGCCUAUAUUAUAUAUAUAUAUAUAAAAAUAUAUAUAUAUAAAUAGAAAUAUAUAUUAUUGUGAAGAUUAUCGAUGACGAUGGAGAAAAAAUAUUAAGUAACGAUGGAAGUAUGUAUGGGUAUGUUUAUGCGUGCGUGUGUGUUUGUGUGCGCGUGUGUGAGAGGGAGAAAUUGUGUAAAAGAGUGAUAUAUGUAUACCAGUAGAAAGAAAAAAAACGUACUAUUGUUUGUGGAAAGUUGAGAGAAAGGAAAAUUUAUCGUACGGUCAUUAGUAUUAAAAUACCUGCUGUAUGGAUGUAAGAGAAAAGAAAGCUAUUAUAUAAUUUUAUCUAUUAUUAUUAAUUAUUAUUAAUUAUUAAUUAAUAUUCUCUAUUAUUAUUAUUAUUAUUAUUAUUAUAUUAUGAAUGAAUAUCGGAAACACACACCUUAUGUAGCUGUGAUUUUGCUUUCGAACAAGUAAAGAUUAAAAAUAUUUAUAGCAA
Bombus huntii is the source of this 10957-nucleotide messenger RNA. RefSeq lists its product as uncharacterized. The coding region runs from base 1614 to 6683 and encodes 1689 amino acids. The record is from RefSeq and is a predicted model, not a curated record. Gene Ontology annotation, molecular function: DNA-binding transcription factor activity, RNA polymerase II-specific; RNA polymerase II transcription regulatory region sequence-specific DNA binding. Gene Ontology annotation, biological process: regulation of neuron differentiation; positive regulation of transcription by RNA polymerase II. Gene Ontology annotation, cellular component: nucleus. The transcript is spliced from 12 exons. Lineage: Eukaryota; Metazoa; Arthropoda; Insecta; Hymenoptera; Apidae.